UAUAUUGUAUUGUAUAAAUAAAGGUCACUCACUACUCUCAACAUCCUAAAAAAUAUUCACUAGGAUUUUAUUUAUUUCUUUAUUUUAUUCAUUCUUAUAUUAUAUAUGUAGUCUUUAUCUUAUAAUAAUUUUGCAUUGCUUGCCAUGUAAUUCAAGAUCAAUUUGGAAAAUUUGCAAGAUUUGGGAUGAAAUCUGGUCGGAUCUUGCUUUGUGGGAUGUGGAUUUUGGUGGGUCUUAUUUCUCUACAAAGCUAAUCUUCCCAUCUCAUCUUCCUCCCAUAAACACAAAACAAAAAACCAUUCUUUCCAAUCUUAAGGGUCAAUACAAGAACAAAAAAACAUUAAUUUCACCACCCUUUUUCCAUUUUCAAAAUCCAUUUACUUUCUUAUAAUCCUUAUUUGGAAAAAUGGGAUUGGCUGCAGAGUCACAGUUUCAUGUUUUGGCUGUUGAUGAUAGCAUCAUAGAUAGGAAACUUAUUGAGAGGCUUCUCAAAACCUCUUCAUAUCAAGUUACAACAGUUGAUUCUGGUAGCAAGGCUUUAGAGUUUUUGGGUCUAUGUGAAAAUGAUGAGACCAACCCAAAUACACCAUCUGUCUUUCCUAAUAAUCAUCAGGAAGUGGAAGUAAAUCUUGUUAUAACAGAUUACUGUAUGCCUGGCAUGACAGGCUAUGAUUUGCUUAAGAAAAUCAAGGAAUCAUCAUCAUUGAAAAACAUACCAGUGGUUAUUAUGUCAUCCGAGAAUGUGCCUUCAAGAAUCAAUAGAUGUUUGGAGGAAGGAGCAGAGGAAUUUUUCUUGAAACCUGUAAGACUAUCAGAUUUGAGUAGACUUAAACCUCACAUGAAGAAAACCAAAUUGAAAGAUCAAAAGCAAGAAACAGAACAAAAAUUUGAAAACUCAGAAAUUAUUCAAAAUGAUCAAAAACAAACACCAAAAUCUCAAAUUCAACAUUCAGAUACAGAAUCACAAUCACAGACACAGUUACAAGCACAUUCAACUAUAGAUCAACAACAACAAUCACUACAACAAGGGAACAAUAACAAGAGAAAGAAUAUGGAACAAGGUCUUUCAUCUGACACAGAUAGAACAAGACCAAGAUACAGUGGCAUAGCUACUGUUGUAUGAUGAUAAAUUAUUUGGCAAAUAAUUUUCUUGAAUUUCAAAAUGUAAUUCUUAUUUAACUUUUUUUUUUUUUA
This is a messenger RNA of Trifolium pratense (red clover), 1194 nucleotides long. RefSeq names its product two-component response regulator ARR9-like. The transcript has 5 exons. Lineage: Eukaryota; Viridiplantae; Streptophyta; Magnoliopsida; Fabales; Fabaceae. Gene Ontology annotation, biological process: cytokinin-activated signaling pathway; phosphorelay signal transduction system. The record is from RefSeq and is a predicted model, not a curated record. The coding region runs from base 407 to 1123 and encodes 238 amino acids.